This is a messenger RNA of Paracoccidioides brasiliensis Pb18, 1794 nucleotides long. RefSeq lists its product as uncharacterized. Gene Ontology annotation, molecular function: phosphotransferase activity, alcohol group as acceptor; kinase activity. Bases 1 to 1794 code for a protein of 597 amino acids. The record is from RefSeq and is a predicted model, not a curated record. The transcript is spliced from 3 exons. Gene Ontology annotation, biological process: carbohydrate metabolic process.
AUGGUUCCACGAAACGAAAUAUCUCCGCAAAUGGACCAUUAUAUUGGUAUCGAUGUCGGCACUGGGAGUGCUAGAGCAUGCAUCAUCGAUAACAAGGGUGACAUUGUAGGCUUAGCCUCAGAAAACAUUGGCUUGUGGCAGCCACAGCAGGGGUACUAUGAGCAAUCUACAAGUGAUAUCUGGCGCUGCAUCUGUCUCUCCGUGCAGCGUGCCAUUAGCCAGCAAAAUAUCAACCCCGCCUCAGUGCGCGGCAUUGGCUUCGAUGCAACCUGCUCUCUAGCAGUCUUCUCUCAUGACGAUGAUGAGCCUGUCUCCAUUACUGGCCCCAACUUCGACACAGAUCGCAACGUCAUUCUCUGGCUUGACCAUCGUCCCGUCGCAGAGACGGAGAAAAUCAAUGACACGAAUCACAAUCUCCUCCGCUAUGUCGGCGGGAAGAUGUCCAUUGAAAUGGAAAUCCCCAAGGUGCUGUGGCUUAAAAAUAACAUGUCUAAGCAGCUCUUCGACCGUUGCAAGUUCUACGACUUGCCUGAUGCCUUGACCCACUUAGCUACGGGUAAUGAGAAGAGGAGUUUCUGUAGCGUCGUCUGCAAACAGGGCUAUGUUCCUGUGGGUGUUGAUGGCAGCGUCAAGGGCUGGCAACCUGAUUUCUUGAGUGAGAUUGGAUUGGAGGAGUUGGCAGAGGAUAAUUUUAAACGCAUUGGAGGUGUCAACGGCGAAAAUGGAGAAUACCUCUCUGCUGGAGAGCUAGUGGGCACACUCUGCGACAAAGCAGCCUCACAACUAGGCCUGCCCGCCGGGAUCGCCGUAGGAAGCGGUGUCAUCGACGCAUAUGCCGGCUGGAUAGGCACCGUCGGUGCCAAAGUCGUUCUCGGAUCUGACCAACGGAGCUCCGAAGCAGCCAAGAAUGACAAGUCACAAGCCUUCAGCCGCCUCGCCGCUGUCGCCGGUACAUCAACCUGUCAUCUUGCCAUGUCACCAAACCCCGUCUUCGUCUCCGGGGUCUGGGGUCCGUACCGCGACACCAUCAUCCCAGGCUUCUGGAUGGCUGAAGGCGGCCAGUCUGCCACGGGCGAGCUGCUCAAGCACGUCAUUGAGACGCAUCCAGCCUUCAACCAGGCCCUCUCCGUCGCCGAGUCUUACCACACCAAUAUCUACGACUAUCUCAAUGAGCACUUGAAAGAGAUGGCUGCGGACAGCAAGGCGCCCAGCAUCUCCUAUCUAGGCCGUCACUUUUUCUUCUACGGCGACCUGUUCGGCAACCGCUCCCCAAUAUCUGACCCAAACAUGUCCGGCUCCAUCAUCGGCCUGUCAAGCGAUAAAUCUGUCAGCGGUCUCGCGCUCUACUACUACGCAACACUCGAAUUCAUCGCACUGCAGACGAAACAGAUCAUCGACACAAUGAAUAAAGCCGGUCAUAACAUCACCUCCAUCUUCAUGUCCGGCUCACAGUGCCAGAAUGACAUUUUGAUGAAGCUGAUCGCGUCGGCGUGCAGGAUGCCCGUGCUGAUCCCACGCUACGUGCACGCUGCUGUGUGUCAUGGGGCGGCGAUGUUGGGGGCCAAAGCGGCCAGUGCAGAUGAGAAUGGGAAGACGGAGGAUUUGUGGGAUAUCAUGGAUCGUAUGAGCAAGCCGGGGAAGAUGGUAGAGCCGACUACGGAUGAGUAUGAGAAGAAGCUGUUGGAGGUCAAGUAUGAGGUGUUUUUGGAGCAGUGUUUUAAGCAGCAGGAGUAUCGGAAGGAUGUGGAUGCGGCGAUUGAGGGGUGGGGGAAGAAGGGAGCUGUUCCCUUGUGA